This is a messenger RNA of Chrysemys picta bellii (western painted turtle), 752 nucleotides long. It is a transcript of the gene SCRG1, whose product is annotated as stimulator of chondrogenesis 1. Lineage: Eukaryota; Metazoa; Chordata; Testudines; Emydidae. Gene Ontology annotation, cellular component: Golgi apparatus; neuron projection terminus. The record is from RefSeq and is a predicted model, not a curated record.
UUGGAGUUAGCUGAGAGAGGUAGCUCUCGAAGCCCACCCCCUCGUCCCUGGCUGGAUAAGAGAGACUGUCACUCGCAGACAGGAGCCAGGGCAGACAAAGAGGUAUUUGUACAGCACCUCCCUUCAGCCCUCCCUCUCCUCAUCUCCUUUAGCUCCAACUCUCAACUUGUACAUUUAAAAAGAUACAGCUGCCAAGAAAGUGAGAGAGAGAGAAGCAAAAGAGAAAGCACUCCUGUCAAAAGCAAGCUUUGGAAUGAUGAAAAUGAAGAUUCUAUCAGCUCUUGUUUUGCUGAGCAUGCUGCUUGGUACUAACAUGAUGCCUUUCAGUCGACUUUCUUGUUACAAGAAAGUGCUAAAAGAUCGCAACUGUCACAGCAUCCCAGAAGGUGUGGCCAGUCUUCGACGCAUUGAUGGAAAUCUUCAAGACCACUUCUGGGAAGGGCAAAGUUGUGAGAUGAUCUGUUACUGCAAUUUUAGCGAAUUACUCUGCUGCCCAAAAGGUAUUUUCUUUGGACCAAAGAUCUCUUUUGUCAUCCCUUGCAACAAUCAAUGAUGAGCAUCAUGUGUACCAGUGAGAAGACGCACACAGGACUUCACAACAGGAGAUAAACAAUGUUGUCAUAGAAAAUCUAAAAAAGAACAGGAGUACUUGUGGCACCUUAGAGACUAACACAUUUAUUAGAGCAUAAGCUUUCGUGGACUACAGCCACUUCUUCGGAUGUAUAUAGAGUGGAAUAUAUAUUGAGGAGAUA